UCACUUCAGCUUCCGGUUCCGCAUGCGUAGCUAAAUGAAAACAUGGCUGGAAGAUAUGGAUUCGCACAGUUCUUUUCUAGAGACAAAGUAAAGACAUUUAAACCAAAGAAGAAGUUUGAACAGGGUACUCUCAAAUUCAACCUCCAUAAACAGGCCAAUGCCUCACUGAGUUCCGGUAUAGAUCUGAAGGAGGUUGUCAGGUUACCACCGCAAGAAGAUUUAAAUGAUUGGAUUGCCGUGCAUGUUGUAGAUUUUUUCAACAGAAUCAAUCUAUUAUAUGGUACUAUAUGUGAAUACUGCACUGAAGAAACAUGUACCACAAUGUCUGGUGGUCCUAGAUAUGAAUAUCAGUGGUGUGACACAGACAGUGUGAAAUACAAAAGACCAACAGCAUUACCAGCUCCCAAAUAUAUAUCAUUGUUGAUGGAUUGGGUAGAAUCCCAGAUUAAUGAUGAAAACAUAUUCCCAGUAAAAGUUGGAGUACCAUUCCCAAAGAAUUACUUACAAGUGGUGAAGAAAUUACUAACCCGACUAUACAGAGUUUUUGUACAUGUGUAUAUACAUCAUUUUGAUACAUUAGUUGCCUUAGGUGCUGAAGCUCAUGUAAACACGUGCUAUAAACAUUUCUAUUACUUUGUGGUGGAAUACAGCUUAGUAGACAAGAAGGAGCUGGAGCCAUUACGAGAAAUGACCGAGAAGAUGUGCCUCUGACGGCCUUUUACAUCCAUCUGAUGGCCUUUUACAUCCUUUAUCUUUACAGAAAGACAUGACGGCAAGGAUUUGUCACUAACAGAUUUUAUCAGUUUGUUAAUAAUUGAUUGUUAAGAAUAACAAUAAUAAUGUUACGUUGAUUAUGAUGAAGUAUCGAACCAGGCAAUCAUGUAGAAUAAGAAGAGCUAAAAUAAAAAAAAACAAAAAUAUUAUUUAUAUUUUUUCAAAUAGUGAUACCUAUGAAAGAAUUAUUCUUCUUUGGGAACAAUUUGAGAAAAAAAGAGUUUAAUACUACAAUCCUUAAAAAUUUACACUGAAUAAGAUAAUUUUCAAUAAUUAAAAUUUCAAUAUUGAUUUUAGAUACAGUGUAUGUACAUUCCUAGUAUAGUACACUUAGUAGUUGUAUAAAGACAUUUCUGGGUUCUAAAUAUAGAGUUUUCGUCAGAAAACAUUCAAAAUUAAAAGGCUGCAUACAUAAUUAUCUGGUUUGAAGAAUUCAUUUGUUUAAGUGAUGCUCGUAUUAGGACUAGUCAGGGAAAUAUUAUUGUAAUUUUCUGUUUUUUAUCUCCUUGACACGAUAUUUGUGAAUUUAAAUAUACGUAAGUAGAAUAUGGACAAGUUUAGUAUUUAGGUUUAUUUUUUAAGACAUUUCAUGUUCAAGCCAAACAAACAUCUUCACAUUUUUGCCUAUUGAAUCUGCAGCAGGAAAUAGCUCUGCAUGAUAAAAGGGAAAUAAUUCAUAAAAGAUUGAUGUAAGAAAUUCUCAACACUAUAACAAACAAAUAAUUAUUUACCCUUUUAUUUAUAUUUUUUUAAUUUUAAUGUGGGAAGUUAUGUUUUUUUCUUAGAAAUUUGUUGAUGUAAAUUAUUUAUUGUUGCUGUUAUUUAACUUUGAAUUAAAAAAUAAUGUGUUUUAUUUUGUUCCGCUAUCAUUUUGUUUUCCAGUCUGUACCAGUUUUUAAUCUCUGUCAUUUCUUUAUCUCUCAUGCAUAUCCUUCUUGUAUCCUUAAUUUUAAAUGAAGAGUUUCAUUUAGUGUUGACUUGUAUAAUUUAUAUAUGUAAAUUUCAUAACAAAAUAUUAAAUUUUUCAUUUGUUAUAUCGUUUGUUUAUCACGUUUAUGUCCCAAUAUACUUAUUGUCUCUAAAAUAAGAAAGAAAUCUACAUUAUGUAUGAGUUUAUUUACUUGUGAUCUAGACACUAAUUUAGCUAUUUAUAGAUGAAUUAUUUAUAAAUGUCUAAUAUAUGAAUCUCUAUUUAGAAUGUUUUACCAACUUUAUUGGAAACUUUUUUUAAAUGAUUGAUGAUUAAAAAAAAUAUUCCAGUCAAAAUGAACUUUGAAGGUACACAAUUUACAAAGAAAAGAUAUUUAUAAUGAAAUUGUUAUAUUAUUAAUGGGUAAUCAUGUUACCAGUUGGAUUUAAUGGUAGGGUAAACUUCAUAUUUAACUCACAUUCAAAACUCUGAAAGCAAUACAAAAACAACUUAUACAUGUUAUAUAUGACUCAUAUUGUCAGAUAUAGUAACCAGCUAGUUGAUACUUCAGAAGUACAUUAAAAUAUGUACAUUUACUCCAUAUCCUUUCAUUUUCUAUCAACAGAACUUUUGUUUUUUUUAUUUUAUGUAGUAAAAUGGUAUAUGCAUAAAAUAAAGGGGCUAUAAGGACUUUAUUUUGCCAUUUAAAUUUUUCAAUUUAAUAUACCUUUAUAAAUUUGUAAAAAAAACUUAAAAAAAGGUAACAAUAAAUGCAUAUAUGACAUAAAAAAAGUCACUUGUACACCUUUUGGUGAAAAAAACUUUUCGAUCUAUUUUCAAGUGGUUUUUAGACCCCAAAUAUAGAGCAAUUAGAGGUAUAAUUUAAAAAGUUUACAGUUUUUGUCUAUAUGAAGGACUUUCUCAUGUUAUUUGUAGGAUUUCAGUUUUUCCCACUUACAAAUAUAUGUACAUGUAAAAGCAGAUUUUUGUCAUUUGUAUACAACGUUUUACACAAAAUCACAUGAUUUUGUAAUACAUUUUGUACUUUGAUUUUUUUUAGGCCAAAUAGUGUCCCUAUAAGCACACAUUUUCCCCUUGCAUAUAAAUGAUUAAUUACUUGCCAUUAAUAUGAGAUUAAUUUAUUUACCGGUAUAUUUCUUUUUUUAAGUUAUUUUAGUUUUCUCAAAUAGGGAGUACAAUGUAGGUAGUGCUACUGCUUUUUGGGUUCAGGUUUUUAUGUUGCUUAAAGACCUUCUAUUGUAGUUGCAAAUGUCCUUCACACUUAUUUCGUAAAAUGACAAAUGUAUAUAAAAAAUCUUUUUGCAUCAUUAAAAAGUUCCAGACCAAAAAUCAACACAUAUUUUAACCUUUGAAUUGAUUUAAAUUUCAGAUCUCAACCCUCCGAGUUGUACGGUAAUGAUUCAUUUUUUUUCAAUAAAAGUGGAGGGGGUAUUAAUUUUACAAGAAUAGAUUUAAUAAGUUCGAUAUUUUUUUCUCAGUCUGGUGAGGGAAGGACAGACAAGUAUUAUUACGUUAUACGUUUUUUCUCAUCGAUUUUCUGCCAUUGUUUUACACUGUGAUUAAAGUACCAUCAAUUACUGACAAUAAGACAGUAAGGCCAUUUUAAUUUGGAGAGGUUCUUUUAUCAGAUUAAUGAACUAUCAUGUAUUUUUAUACUUGGUGUAAUAGGAUUGUGACUUUUCUGUUGUGCAGUUUUGUAAAUUAAAAAAAAAUAAAUGAAGUUGUCUUCCAUUUUUAAAACUGUCUUCAUUAUUUUGUAAUCUAUUGGUGUUAUAUAGACUAAUUUAUCUUUGUUUAAUGGCUUGUAGAAUUUUUCUGAUAACAAUAUCUGGUGUAAAUUUUUCUUUUUUUUAUGCCCUCCGCCGUAGCGUAUGGGGCAUUUUUUUGGGGGCUUUUACCUGCUUUUUUACUGAAAUUUAAAGAUACUUAAAAGAUAUCUGUUGAGUAAGCAACUUCUAAUGAUUUGUAAGACAUGUUUCAAUGACUGUUCUGCCAAAUUCUAAUAUAUUAAAAAGUUUUUGAAACUUUCUCAAAUGGAAUACAAGUUUAACAGAAAUUUAAAAUUUGGAGCCAUUAAAAGUGUUUAUUAAGGUUUUGGACAAAACACAUCAAUAAAUAUAAAUUUCAAUAAAUAUUUCAAUUAAUUUUGAAUCUUUUUUUGGGAAUAUGGGUUCUGCUGUACAAGUAUGAAAAUUUGAUGAAAUAAAAGUAUCUUUUAUUUUCCCAAAAUAAACAAUGCAAACUUAAAAUGUUUUGGUUGAAACAAAAAUUACUACUCAUGAUUAUUGUGUUGCUGGGUUGCUGUCUCAUUCAGAUAUACCUGUCAUCUCCUUUUAUAUCUGUUGACUUUCUAUUUAUGUUAAGUGAAAUAAAAACAAAAUGUAUUUAGACGGAAAAGUAGGUCACUAUAAAUACACUGCAGCUGUGGUGGACUUUAUCAUUUAGACUUGUGGGCGUGGGCACAGAGUGGACAACAUGGUCCCAAUUCAGUGAAGAAUACAACACUGCUCAUAUUUAAGCCUUUGACUUGUGUAAAUGGCAAAACUUGCCGGAGCUGUAGUUUGCAAUUGGUUUGUUAUGGCCACAUAAUUGUAUAUGUAUUGCUGUUUUAUAUCUAUUUACCAAAAAAGUUUUUGUAAUGAUUUUUACAUUUUUAUUAUUUUGUUAGAUUAGCUGAGGGAUAGCAUAAGGUAUUUUGAGCAAUAUUGGUGAAGGAUUAAAACUAGAAAAAAAAUAAGAUUUCAAUUUAUACUAGACAAAAAGAAGAAAAAUCAAAUUAUACCAGACAAAAGAUAUUAUUAUAAACAUGUAGUUGGAUCUAAUAAAUAAAAAAAAAUAUAAUAUGUAAUCUCUAGUAAAUUUCUAAAUGUCUUUAAUAGACAAAAAGACAAUUGAAUUAUUUGUUAUUUUGAUGGCAAGAAGUCAGAGUAUUUUAAUUUUUGAAGUUUUUUCCUGUUAAGAAUAGAAAAAAGGUGUAAAAUUAUUUUUAUUACUGAAAUAGAUUAGAAAUUGCUUUUAAUAGUUAGAUGUAAAAUGAACAACAGAAUGAUAACGAAAAUACAGUACACACAAGGUGAUUUAUUUGAAAAUCACUCUACCUGGUGAUUUUCCACUAUGAUUGCUAGGGAUUAAAGGUGAAUCACUUUGAACUUUCAUCCUGUAAAAUUCUAUAUGUACACAAAAGUAAUAUUAGAAUGAUUCCUCAAUAAAAGAGUAAUAACCUAAAAUCAACAGCAAUCACUGUUUGACAGUGAAUCACACCACACCAGCCAGAGUGAUUUUUCAUUGAAUCACAUAUUUUGUACUAGUACUUUUGAUAUUGCAUAAGGAGUGUUGAAGUAUUGGGAAGUUCAAAUGGCUUACAUUUUAUAGUGCUGAAAAAUGCAAUGCAUGGCUAUCUUUAUUUAAAUACAUCUGAUGAAAGAUUUUUGACAUUUUUUAAACACUUAGGUGUCUUCUUCAGUCGAUUCAAUUAGUUUAUGUAAAAGAUUUGAACUGAUUUAGUCAUUAAAGACUCCUAAAUUCAAGCUUAAAUAGGAAAAAUCUAUCAAAUAUGCCAAAAUACGUCAAUUUUCAGAUGGUUUUUGUCUAAAAUGGAAGUGGCCGCAUUCAUGUUCCGUCUCAACCUUUAUAUAUGUUAUGUAUCAUCAUCAAAUAAACAUAUAUUUAAAUACUAUGACUGAACACAGGUGUGGCCACUUCCAUUUUAGACAAAAACCAUCUGAAAAUAAGCACAAAUCCUAAAAUUGUGAAGAUUUCAGUAAUUUUCAAUAAAUUAAUGAUGCUAGUACCUGAUGCAUGUGCAUUGUAUUAUCAAAAACAGCACAUAUUCAUGUAACAAAAGAAUUCUUCUUUCAAAUAAAUUGCUGAAAGUUUACAUUUUUAACAAAUUUUUGAAAUGCUAUAGUUAGGGGCAAAAAGGGGUCUUACCAGCCCUACUCCUUUGAAAUAUGACUGCUUUAAUUUUUAUGACAAAAACUUCUCAUGAAGAGAUAUUUUUAGUUUUUGAUCAUUCAAAUUUGUUAGAAAGAAGGAAGGUGGCUAAGUAAGUGAUUGCUUUAUUGUUUAAAUUUAAUGCCAACAUAAUAACAAUGGCAGGUCAUUUAUUAAGAAUUAUAAAAUGAACAAAAAGGCACUUAUUCUUUAAAUUCAGGAAAAGUCCGAAAAUGUUUAGGGGGAUAAUUCAUGGAAAAGUUACAAAUUUGUGUAAGUGUUAUGUGUUUUAUUUAAAAAAUACCCUGUCUUUAAUUUUUAUCAGAUAACCAUGCAUUGUUUCAUUGGAAAAAAAUGUUUAAGUUUUUCGUCUUUUAUAUUGUAAAUAGGACAUUUGUACAUAUAUUUCACUAACUUCUUAUUCCAUCCAAACAUCUAUAUUUGUAAAGGAUAUCUCAUUAUCAUUUAUGCUCAUGUUAUAUAAAAUAAAACAAAUAUUUGCAUGA
Mytilus californianus (California mussel) is the source of this 6144-nucleotide messenger RNA. Its product is annotated as MOB kinase activator 3B-like. Gene Ontology annotation, molecular function: protein kinase activator activity. The transcript is spliced from 7 exons. Bases 43 to 711 code for a protein of 222 amino acids. Gene Ontology annotation, biological process: positive regulation of protein phosphorylation; signal transduction. Gene Ontology annotation, cellular component: nucleus; cytoplasm. The record is from RefSeq and is a predicted model, not a curated record. NCBI's taxonomy places the organism in Eukaryota, Metazoa, Mollusca, Bivalvia, Mytilida, Mytilidae.